AUGCAGCUCUCCACGCCGCCCCGCAGCCUCCCGCCCGCCCUCCAUGCCUUGCCCGCAAGCAGCCUCUUCGGCAGCCGGCCCGCACAGCCCCCGGAGAGCGUCCUGGGGAUCAGCUUCAAGCCCUACAGCCCGGAGCCCGGCCCGGCGCCGGCGUCCUGCACCGCCUGUGAGAGCCCACAGUCCUCCAUGUUCAGAGCUGCCUGCAUGAGCCAGAGGCGGCUCGCGCUCAUCUUCUGCGUCUCCCUGCUCAUCGUGCUCUUCACCGCCCUCAUCCUGCUCUUCCUCUUCUGGCGCUCGCAGACCGGCAUCGUGUACAAAGAGCCCGCCGAGAACUGCAAGGACAGCGCGGUGCGCUGCGACGGCGUCGCCGACUGCUCGCAGCGCAGUGACGAGCUGGGCUGCGUGCGCUUCAGCUCCGACCACUCCCUGCUCCACGUCUACUCCAGCACUGAGAGCCAGUGGCUGCCCGUGUGCAGCAGUGCCUGGGACGACUCCUUCUCCAGGAAGACUUGCCAGCAGCUGGGAUUCCAGAAUGCGUCCCAGACGGACUACAUCCCCCUGCACGUCUCCGGCAAGAGCCUCAGCGUGACCGAGGAGCGGGACACCAUCCAGCAGAGCCUCAACAGCUCCCAGUGCCUUACGGGCAAGUACGUCUCCCUGCGAUGCACAAGCUGCGGGCAGCGGAUCUCCGGCCGGAUCAUCGGCGGGAAGGAAACCUCAGCCAGCAAAUGGCCCUGGCAAGUCAGCGUGCAGUACGGGCCCAUCCACAUCUGCGGCGGCACCAUCAUUGACGCACAGUGGGUGCUCACGGCGGCCCACUGCUUCUUCAUGAACAGCAUGAAGAUCCUGGAUGACUGGCGGGUGUACGGCGGAGUCUCCGACCUCAAGCAGCGCUCCGAGGGCAUCCCUGUCUCUCAGGUGAUCAUCAACUCCAACUACAGUGACGACCAUGAUGACUACGACAUCGCUCUCAUGAAGCUCUCCAGGCCGCUGACGCUCUCCGCCCAGGUCCGCCCAGCCUGCCUGCCCAUGCAUGGCCAGCGCUUCCUGACCGGCAGGUCCUGCUUCAUCACCGGCUUUGGGAAGACCAGGGAAAACGAAGGUGAGGCUCGCGUGCGCGCGUGRCAGCUCCCUGUGCACCACGCUCACGCACUGCUGCCCCGCGGGGCAGACAACACCUCCCCGAAGCUGCGCGAGGCCGAGGUGAAGCUCAUCGACUACAAGGUGUGCAACAGCGACAAGGUGUACGAGGGCUACCUGACGCCGCGCAUGAUGUGCGCCGGCUACCUGCAGGGGGGCAAGGACGCGUGCCAGGGUGACAGCGGGGGGCCCCUGGUGUGCGAGGACGGCGGGCGCUGGUACGUGGCUGGCGUGACGAGCUGGGGCACGGGCUGCGGCCAGAAGAACAAGCCGGGGGUGUACACCCGUGUCACGAAGCUGCUCAGCUGGAUAUACAGCAAGAUGGAGGUGAGGGCGCCCGGGCAUGGGCCCGUGCCUGCUGCCGGGCACCUGGACGUCUCCCCCUCGCCCUCUCCUCUCUCCCCGGCGCAGAGCGAGAAUGACUGA
Molecule: messenger RNA, 1566 nt
Organism: Nothoprocta perdicaria
Lineage: Eukaryota; Metazoa; Chordata; Aves; Tinamiformes; Tinamidae
Gene: TMPRSS13
Product: transmembrane serine protease 13
Exons: 12
Coding region: 1-1566 (521 amino acids)
Biological process (GO): proteolysis
Cellular component (GO): membrane
Molecular function (GO): protein binding; serine-type endopeptidase activity
Source: RefSeq, a predicted model, not a curated record